AUGAGGCCAGCCACCCACGUUCCCGAUAAGAAGGGGGCCGCUGUGCCUGCCCUGCUAAGGCAAAACAAUGAAGGUGGAAAUGGCCCGGCAACUGAGAGGGGCCUUGCAAAAGGAACGCCCGUGCCUGCCUGGACCGUCCCGGCCUCCCCCCAAGCCUCGGAUACUGUCAGCCGCUGGCAGCGCUACUCAGCCGCCGCAAGCGCGUCUCGCAAGGUCCCACGCCGCGCCAAACAGCUGACUCCAAGCUCCGAGCCUCGCAAGCGCGCCUCGCCGCGCCAAACAGCUGAUCUUCAGAAGCCCCCGCGCCGCUCAACACAGCCGCCGCAAGCGCGCCUCGCCGCCAAAGCACCAGCCGCCGAUCAGCUGUUUAAGGAAGCUCCAACCCAGCCGCCUAGGCCUCGACCCUGCACCGGACGAACGUGGCUCUCUAACAGAGAGCCGAAAACAAACUGCGCAAUGAGGCGGGAGCCGGGGCUUAUAAAGCCCCACCUCCACGCCUUGCCAAAACACCCGUAUGUCGGUGCAAUGAUAAAAUUUCACCAGCACGUCCUGGCUUUGGUGUUUGCUGUAAAAGAGAUCAACCAAAAUCCCACAUUUUUGCCCAACAUCACUCUCGGGUUCCACAUCUACGAUAACUUCUAUGAUAUGAAGAUGACCUAUCGUACCACCCUUGGUUUGAUCUAUAAAUUGCAUCAAUAUUUUCCUAACUAUGAAUGUGAUGCCCACAAAAACCUAGUAGCUGUCGUUGGGGGAAUUACCUUUGAUAUGUCUUUCCACAUGUCAAACAUCCUAAGUCUCUACAAGAUUCCACAGGAGCCAGUGGGGCUCAAUGAAACAUGUACCGGCGAAGAGAGGCUGGAGAAUCUUCAAAGUUCUCUUUUUGAAAUGAGCAUGACUGGUCACAGCUACAGCAUUUACAAUGCAGUCUAUGCCAUAGCACAUGCUCUUCGUAUGCUGUACUCAUCCAGAAUCAAUCACAUGGAAACAGAUAGUGGAAAGAGAAUGGAACUUCAAGAUCUCCAGCCUUGGCAGACAAUGCCUCUUUCGGUGUGCAAUGAUUACUGCAAACCUGGAAAUUAUAAGAGAAAGAGGGAGGGGGAGAAAUUUUGCUGCUACGAUUGUGUUCCCUGCCCAGAAGGGAAGAUUUCAAGCCAAAGAAACAUGGGCAAUUGCAUCAAAUGCCACAGUGAUCAAUAUCCAAGCAAAAACAAAGACGGAUGCAUCGCCAAGACAUUAAACUUCUUGUCUUUUGAAGAACCUUUAGGAAUUAGUUUGGCUUCCGUAGCUGUCUGUUUUUCCCUCAUCACAGCCACAGUGCUAGGAAUCUUCAUUAAGCACAAAGACACCCCCAUCGUCAAAGCCAACAACCGAGAUAUCACCUACGUACUUCUCAUCGCUCUCCUGCUCUGCUCCCUCUCUUCUUUGCUAUUCCUUGGCCGACCGAGGAAGGUGACAUGCUUUGUCCGACAGUCUGCUUUCAGCAUCAUCUUCUCAGUGGCUGUUUCUUGUGUUUUGGCCAAAACCAUUACUGUGGUUGUAGCUUUCAUGGCCAACAGACCAAGGUCCAGUAUGAGGAAGUGUCUGGGGAAAUGGCUGGCUAACUCAGUUAUCCUUUCCUGUUCCCUUAUUCAAGUUGGCAUUUCAAUGGUGUGGCUGGCAACCUCACCACCUUUUCCUGAUUUUGACACAGAGUCUCUGACUAAAAAUAUUGUAUGGGAAUGUAACGAUGGGUCUGUCACUAUGUUUUAUAUUGUUCUGGGCUACAUGGGACUUCUAUCCAUUAUUAGCUUGAUUGUAGCUUUUCUAGCCAGGAAGUUGCCAGACAGUUUUAAUGAAGCCAAGUUCAUCACUUUCAGCAUGUUGAUCUUUUGUAGUGUUUGGGUCUCUUUUGUUCCAGCCUAUCUGAGCAGCAAAGGGAAAUCCAUGACAGCCGUGGAGAUCUUUUCUAUUUUGGUGUCUAGUGCUGGGUUACUAGUCUGUAUCUUUUCCCCAAAAUGCUACAUCAUUAUAUUGAGACCUGAGCUGAACAGGAAAGAGGCACUAAUAAGGAGAAAAAAUAACUAA
Messenger RNA from Heteronotia binoei (common prickly gecko), 2064 nucleotides. RefSeq names its product vomeronasal type-2 receptor 26-like. Bases 1 to 2064 code for a protein of 687 amino acids. The record is from RefSeq and is a predicted model, not a curated record. Gene Ontology annotation, molecular function: G protein-coupled receptor activity. The transcript has 6 exons. Gene Ontology annotation, biological process: G protein-coupled receptor signaling pathway. Lineage: Eukaryota; Metazoa; Chordata; Lepidosauria; Squamata; Gekkonidae. Gene Ontology annotation, cellular component: membrane.